CAAUCUGUAUCACUUCUUCACUCAGUUUGCAGUAGUAGCCUCCACGCCAAUCGCCAUAGACACGACUCCACCCAGACGGCCUGACGCCGCAUUCUCUCUUUCCCAAACACUCUCUGUGUUUCCGCUAAAUAGUGUGCCGACGCCACCAUUUCCGAUUAGGCGACCAUCAUGACUACAAAGCCAGAUAGUGACUUGCCAAAUGCUUCUUCAUCACAAGAGGAAUCAAAGCCCCCAAUUGAGACUAUACGUUUGCCUACAAUGGAGGAAAUUCAAGGCCAGGAUAUAUGGAAUAAUUGUGCUGUGCGCAGUGUUAUGAGUGGAGUUAUGGGAGGUGGAUUGGGAUUGGCAAUGGGAUUGUUUCUUGGAUCCUUUGAUACUCCACUCUUGCAAGAUCAAAUGACUGGUAGACAGCAACUGGUCUAUCAAGCAAAGCAGAUGGGUCAGAGGAGCUGGAGUAACUGCAAGUCAUUUGCCCUUAUGGGUUUUGUCUUCUCUCUUUCUGAAUGCAUCGUUGAGAAGGCCCGGGCCAAGCAUGACAUUACAAAUACAGUAGUAGCAGGCUGUGUAACCGGAGGUACUAUAUCUGCUAGAGGUGGGCCAAAAGCAGCAUGUGUUGGCUGUGCUGGUUUUGCUGCAUUCUCGGUUGCUAUAGAGAAGGUUUUAGAAAGGUAUACUUGAAGAGCCAAUGGGUCACUCGGUUCGAUCUGCUACACUUGAUGUGAAGAUGGUAAUGUCAGUAUACUCAUAUUUAACUCUAGCUCGCAUAUAACGCUUUUAUCUGGGAUUAAAUGGUCCCAUGAUCAUCCAGGGAUUCCCCCCAUUCGCUGGCUCUAAUAAACAUAGAUUAUUUUUUGAUCAUGCUUUGUUUAUGAAAUUAUUCUAGUGUCAGCUGUGAUUUUUGUCAAUGUAGUUUUAUUUAUUUUCUCAGAUGUAUGCGCCUUAUUUCUCGUAUUUUUCUAAGUAUAGUAAUAAAUAAAUUUUUAUA
Messenger RNA from Salvia hispanica, 985 nucleotides. Its product is annotated as Mitochondrial import inner membrane translocase subunit Tim17/Tim22/Tim23 family protein. Gene Ontology annotation, molecular function: transmembrane protein transporter activity. Gene Ontology annotation, biological process: protein insertion into mitochondrial inner membrane. Gene Ontology annotation, cellular component: TIM22 mitochondrial import inner membrane insertion complex. NCBI's taxonomy places the organism in Eukaryota, Viridiplantae, Streptophyta, Magnoliopsida, Lamiales, Lamiaceae. The record is from RefSeq and is a predicted model, not a curated record.